AUGCCUUUGGAUAGUAAAUAUGCUCUGAGGGUGUCAUCGAUUCCUAUCACGGUUUCGCGGGACGAGUUUAGCGCCUAUGUCAAAAGCCUUUUUACUACGAACAGCCCGAAAAAGUCUUUGACAUCUUUCCUCAAGAAGUAUUCAAGCAAAAGGGUGUCCAAACUUCCAGGCCAAUCCACUGAGGCGCGAACGACCUCACUCACUGAGGACGAUGCCGCUUUGGUCGUGUUUGAUGAGAUUCUGCAUAUCUCAAUUGCUAAACAACAUGGCUCAAAGAUAGGCACGAUAUCUGCACGAUCAAAGGGUGCUCUAACAGAUGCUUUGCUUCGACAUGAAAAGUCAAAAGCUCAUCGAAGCCAGGGAUGGGACUUGACUAGCAAUUUUCAAGGCAUUACUGUGCUUUAUGAGCACAAUAGUAGUGAUGAAGUAGAGAUGGAUAUUUGUACUGUCCAUGGACUGGGCGGGAACGCCAUGGAUACAUGGACGGCAGAAGGAGGUGCCAUGUGGCCACGAGACUAUCUCAGCUCUUCAGAGUAUUUUGAGAAGAGCCGGGUAAUGACAUUUGGCUACGAUUCUGAUCUGACAAAUCGAGAAACCGUGAUGACCCUAGACAACUGGGCGGAGACGUUACUUCAGAGUCUGGACGAAGUCAGAAUAUCUGAGAAGGAACGUUCACGCCCUUUGAUAUUAGUGUGCCACUCUUUGGGUGGUCUGGUGGCAAGAAAGGCCAUGUCACAAUUACCGACCUCCAAUGUAAAAGGCAUCAGCCUUUCGACAACCGGUUGUGUGUUCCUUGCGACACCUCAUACUGGUACGACAAGGGCUGACUGGGGUGACUUUUUGGUGGCGGUAGCCGCCGUUACGUCUGGCCUGAGACAAGAUGUAUUGAACAGCCUCAGAGCCUUUAAUCCUGAAUCAGUUUGGGAUAAGAAGGCUUUCCUAAAGCUUGAGCCACGGCCUCCGUUUAAAUGCUUUGCUGAAGCACGAAAGAUGAAGAUCAAAGGGACGCUUCAACAUGUUGUCACUCACGGCUCAGCAUCCUUAGACCCUGAAAAUCCAGCAUUGAUGAUUAUGCAAGCCGAUCACAACUCCAUUUGCAAGUUUGAUAAGCAGUUUGGUGCUUUUAUAACCAUCAGUCGCGGGUUGCGAGAUGUGUACGGCGAGGUGAUAGGACGUUCCACCAAACAGCCAGUAAUUGAACAUCGGAGAUUUGGGCAUCCCCGAUUUGUUGCACAUGCAUAUCCACCGCACAGGGGAGCUUGGUGGGAAGGCAGCGGAAUGAGUGAAAUUCAGCAUCGUCUUUCUAUCGAGAGUCCCUUCGUCGGCCGCAGUGAUGAGAUGAGUAAACUCGAAUCGACAAUAGCUAGCGAUACCACUCGUCAAAAGCUCACAUUAGUAAAGGGGAUUGCCGGCAUAGGGAAAACAGAAUUGCUCAUGCGCGUCGUUGCCAAAGAGAGAUAUCAGCGAAACGUUUUCUUCCUGAGAGCGGAUAGAUUCAAAUCUCUCGAGGACUCGCUGGCCGAUCUCUGUAGCAGUAUUGGCUUUGAUUUGAUCGAAAACCGAGAUGUCAACUCGGAGCAAUGGCAACGCACCCCAGUAGCGGAACGUAUACAAGUUUUCGUUUCCUGGCUGGGAGAAGAGUGUAACAGGAAUUCUCUCUUGGUACUGGACGAUGCGGAAAUUUUUGAUGCUGCAAGCAUCCAGGCCGCACUCAGAUUUCCUGCAUGGCAUGUUGUCAUGUCAACCAGAAACUCCAUACUUCGCGGAACUGGACGGGAUAUUCAGGACAUUCGACUACAGCCUCUCGAUGAAGGCGAUACUGUCUCUUUACUAAAGUCUUUAUCUAAGAGUCUAGAUCAUUAUCAGCCAACGGUGGUCACAGCUGAAGAUUGCCAGCCUUUGGCCAAGAUUAUUGCUGGCCAUCCUCUAGCAGCUCAAAAUGUUAUCCCUUUCCUUCUGGACUUCCUCGGCACAUUCAACCGUCCAGUAGAAGAAUUCGUAAGAAUCUUCACCUCUGGGACAAUGUCAGAGCGCCGAGUGUUUUUCGAAUUUUCGCCGCACGAUAUAUCGCUUUGGGACGCCUUCAGCUCAUCACUUGAACAGUUGAAAAGGUCUAGGGACUCUGAGAAGGCAGUGAAAUUAUUCCAGUUAUUGCCGUAUCUUUGCACAGAUCAAGACUACAUCGACUCGUUUCUCAAAAUGACGAGAAAGAGACGGAGUCUUCCCUCGGCUCAUACCCAGAUCGAGACCACAGUGCUUCGGUCGGAAUACGUAGUGGUAUCUCAAUGGCUUGAGAAGCUGCAAGGCGUUUCGUUAAUCGUCACUCAAAGCUCAAGACGGACCGGGAGUCUCAGCAUCCACCCAUUGAUUUUGGAAUUCUCACAACUGCUCACGAAUCAGGAGGCUCAACGAGAUCAUAUAAGGGAGGUUCUCCAGGUAUUCUACGAUACUCACGAUAUGUGCAGACAUGAAAGUCCCCAACACGUGCUCACCCACGUCAACCAUUGCCUGAGGCGCUGCUCCCAGUUUGGUAUAUCGCUCCCAACUCUCGACCUUCCUCCGCAGGUCACAAUGUGGCUUGAGAAUGUCUCUUCACAGCCAUCUCGGUUCCUGGUACCAUUGAGGACCAGAACGCCGGUCAUAGAGAUUCCACUUGCAAUGGCCCAGCCAACGACACAAAGAGCAGACAGCUUUAUCAUGCUAUGCAAUAUGGUCCAGAAGCAGUGGCAAGGCUCUAGCUCUGUGAUGGCCCCGGGUCAGGCCGAUCCCUUGUUAGUGAAGUGUGUAAUUAGUUUCAGAGAACUGAAAAGGUCGCUACAGGAGUCUGGACAAUACGGGAGACGGGAGUUACCAGUUCCGCUGAGGCAAGCAGUUAUUAACCUCUCUAGUAUCGCCAGGCAAAUAACUCUAUACCCUGACUUGUGCAACGAGCUCAGCGAGUUCCUAACAAAGAUUCAAUAA
Fusarium sp. VM40 is the source of this 2961-nucleotide messenger RNA. NCBI's taxonomy places the organism in Eukaryota, Fungi, Ascomycota, Sordariomycetes, Hypocreales, Nectriaceae. The record is from the annotation of a GenBank genome assembly.